Molecule: messenger RNA, 471 nt
Organism: Symsagittifera roscoffensis
Lineage: Eukaryota; Metazoa; Xenacoelomorpha; Acoela; Convolutidae
Product: ubiquitin-conjugating enzyme E2-18 kDa-like
Exons: 2
Coding region: 1-471 (156 amino acids)
Source: RefSeq, a predicted model, not a curated record
AUGACGUCUACAAAAAGGCUGGGAAAAGAAUUAGCCGACGUGCGAGCCGAGUCGGCCAAAGAUAAGAACUACUUUUUCCGAAAAGUGAACAAUCCUGGAGACAAUUUAAACUUAUGGGAAGGUGUCUUAGUUUGCGAGAAAGAGCCAUAUCAUAGCAACAAGGGCAUAAAGGUCCAAAUUGAUUUCCCUACGGACUACCCGUUCAAGCCUCCGAAGAUCAAAUUUCUUUCCCAAAUAUAUCACCCCAACGUAGAUGAAAAGGGUCAGGUAUGUUUGCCUCUGAUCCUACCCGACAACUGGAAGCCGGCUAUUAAAGCUAUCAGGGUGAUGGAGGAACUGAAACGACUAGUCGAGAACCCUGAAUGUGAUCAUGCCCUCAGGAACGAAGUGGCGGACGAGUACGUGAACAACAAGUCCAAGUUCAUGAAAAUUGCGAAGGAAACAUUCGAAAAGAAUGGCGCGUCACUGUGA